AUGUCCCACGGAUUAUCUGCCGAUACGCGGAACUCCUUUCGUGUUCGUGCGUGCGACAAUUGUCGGUUGGCACAAGGGCCAACAUCACCCAAUUUUGGCCCUGUUCUUGCACGUCCCAUUACGGCACCUCAGACGGCGCCUACAUUUGAAGGUCAAUCCUCAUUCCAUCAUCAGAGUCUUCUAGCCAAAGAUGCUGUCUUUACUGCAGUAGGGAGUGCACAGAGUGGCCGGCUCGAUGACAAUGUCUCUGCUGCCCUAUCAUCACUGAAGGACAGUCUAAAUCGCCAUCAGGAACCCAGUAGUCAGAGACCACCGGAACCCGAAUUCUCCACAGAAGAUCUAUUACCAGUUGAUCUUGUCGUCGCUAUAGUGAAACGAGUGAAAGCCCAACCUCCAUUCUUCCUGGUCAGUCAGGCCUGGAGAGAUUACCAGCAACUAGAAUCACUUUGUCAAUCGGUGUACUUUCCACUCCAACCAGUCGCUGCUGGGUCGUUGUCUUUACUACACGGCUUACUAUACUAUAUCAUCCGAGACUAUAUGCACGAGAAACCUGCCGACCUCGCCCAUUAUGAUCUAUCGCCAAGUGCAGCCUUUUGCGAACGGAAGCUUUCGUCCUUUCUACAAAGCAAUGAGACGAUAGUCAAUCCCACCCUUGAAAAACUCCAAACAUUGCUCAUCGGCGUCAUCAAAUCCCAGGAAGAGUCAGAUCUGCAGCGCUGUUGGACAUAUCUGUCCCUAGCAUUUAACAUGUGCCAAUCGAUGGGGCUCCACAGGUCAUACACGCUGACAAACGACAACUUCUCCGUUGCUGAAUCGAAACAACAUGUCUUCUGGUCACUUUAUACUAUCGACAAAAACAUCUCCCUAAACUUGGGGUUGGCGUCUCACUUUCCUGAUCACGAUAUCGACGCAGAUCUCAUUACUCCUUCAACUGAUCCAAAGCAUCGCCCAUGGGACAUUAUGAGCCUGGUUAUCGUGGAGUUCGCCGGUAUCCAAGGCCGUGUGUACGACGAAUUAUACUCCAUCGCUGCAUCAAAGGCAUCCGAUGAGCAGCGAUGGGCUGCGAUCGAUAAACUCUCAUCUGAUAUGAUUGUUGUUAGGAACAAAUUAUUAGCCAUAGACGUCAGCCAAGGACUCUAUGCGGAGUCAUUGCACGGGAUGGCUGCUUGUGCUGACUUCGUCACUUACUCCGUGCUGACUGUCAUCUACCGAGCGCAAUCCCGCCCUCGGGAUGCUACAGCAAUCUCUUCACAGUGCUAUGAAACUGCAACCCUGGCCUUACACAGUCAUCUGAAGUGCUUCACAUACUUCCGUGACCGUCAAACCCACAAACAGACUGAAUAUGUCAAUUCGAUUCUGUUGUAUCCAUCCUUUGUACCGUUCGUCAUUGUCUUUCUCCACGCUAUCACCAGCUCUAGCUCUAGCGAUUUGGCUCUAUUACAGGAUACAGUCAGGUCCCUCGACUUGGUUAAGGGCUUGUCCAGUGGUUCUAUGCACCUUUACAGUAUAUGCGAAGCAUUUGCAAAAACUGCACAGGUCCUUGUUGGUACACAGCAAACCCUGACUGGGCUCGAAGAAAAUCAAGAUGGCUCACUCAUUAUGCCGCCUUCUUUUGAUGGCUCCACGAAUAUUGCGCUACCGGAUGUCUUCUGGCCAGAAGAUAUGUUGGACUCCAGCAUGAACCAGGAGGAAAUAUCUACUUUCCUGAACGACUUUAUCGGUACAAAUAGGUCUGUCAUGGAUAUCUUAAACUCCAACCACUCAAGCGAACUUCCGCUUUGA
Molecule: messenger RNA, 1782 nt
Organism: Penicillium argentinense
Lineage: Eukaryota; Fungi; Ascomycota; Eurotiomycetes; Eurotiales; Aspergillaceae
Product: transcription factor domain-containing protein
Exons: 6
Coding region: 1-1782 (593 amino acids)
Biological process (GO): DNA-templated transcription
Molecular function (GO): zinc ion binding; DNA binding
Source: RefSeq, a predicted model, not a curated record